AUGAGCACAUCCCGGCGGUCUAUGGAAUUUACGGCGGUGCCGCCAAUCCGCGCCUCCUCGCCAUCACCCUCAAUUCCAGCUACGCCAGCUAUCUCCUCAUAUUCCUCCACAGAUCGAACAUUUUCCUCCGAGUCCUCGCGUUCCGCUUCCUCCGCCACCUCCGCAGAUGCCAGAUCGUCGGUGUCGAUAUCGACCCGGCGCCAUGGAUACACGCGUGCAUUGGGUGCCGAGUUCGCCGAGUCAGCCCGCCACCGCGACAGCGUCAUGAGCCUCGGCAGCAUUGCCCAUCUCCAAUAUUAUUUUGCCAGAACGGGUCUACUCGAUGGAAAGAGCGGGAGGGGCCGGGAGUGGGAAAAAGGCAAGAGGAACAAGGAGAAUGUGCCACGAGUGCUAAUCACCCCCAACCAACGACACAUGGAUGGCGAUCUGGACGCGAGCCCCACAGAAAUGGCAGAUCUGGGGGAGGGUGGAUUUGAGGACGAGGAAGGCGAGGUGAUGUUGCCGCCCACAGUCAGCACAUACAGCAUUAAAACGCACCACAUUCCCCCACCGCCAGAUUUGAUGUCAUUGCGCCGCAAGCUUACCCUUGCGCUGGAUAAGGCGGAGACAAACAUCGUGGCAAUUCAAAACGGCAUGGAGCCUCCUCCCCGCCCCAUCCUCCGGGAAAGUCUUUCACCCGAUGAUAUCCCCGAUACCAACGAGGAAGAUCAAUCCGGGCAGGUAGCGCCCCCGAUGAACAAAGAGGAGGCGCAGGGCAUGUGCAUUCUAGAUGAUGUGACGAAUGCAAUCCGCGCAGCCAAGAUCUACUAUACCACCCACGAGAAUGCAGAGCGCUUAGCAUCAAUAAAAAGCGAGAAGGAUAUUCGCAAGGAGCUAUUUGACGUUCUGGAGGUUCUCAAACGGUGGGCUGCGCGGCAUUUUGCCAGCGGCCUGCGCGAUGAGGAACGCGAGCGAAUUCAGGGGUGGAUUGCGGGUGUACGUACCAUGUUAGUCCGUGAAAAGGCGCUGGAAGACCUCGAAGCCCAGGAACGGCUUAACUGGGAUUGGGCGGCCGGUGACUGGACAGGUCGCGAGCGCGCACGCGAAGAGUCCUUCCUUCGCAGCCUCAUGCCUGAUGGUGCCUCCUUGCCGAUUUGGAAACCAGUUGAGGAGACUCCCAGCGACUCCCUCCCCACCGCGUUCCUGGAUCGCUUUCGGGACGGCCGUGCGCUAGUCCAGGCACACAACCUUGCGAUCAAGAAGUCGAGACGCCAAUUCGGCGAGAUUACAACUUACCACCUCGACAUUGCCAAGCCCUACCGGCAGACUGAGAAUCUGCAGUUCUGGGUCAAAGCUGCACAACUCCGGUGGGAACUUCGGCUGGAUGUCGAUGUGAUGGGGGUUGUACAAAACAGCGGAACUACUGCUUGGGAGCUAUUUGAUACUGCAUUACUGGCUUGGUGCAAGACUGUCCGCGAAGAGCUGGUCCGCGAUUGGCAGGAGGCCAACCCUGGCCGACCACCGAGUGCUGGUUUGAUCUAA
Penicillium paradoxum is the source of this 1521-nucleotide messenger RNA. RefSeq lists its product as uncharacterized. The coding region runs from base 1 to 1521 and encodes 506 amino acids. The record is from RefSeq and is a predicted model, not a curated record. Lineage: Eukaryota; Fungi; Ascomycota; Eurotiomycetes; Eurotiales; Aspergillaceae. The transcript has a single exon.